Messenger RNA from Betta splendens (Siamese fighting fish), 1347 nucleotides. Its product is annotated as CD82 antigen. Bases 323 to 1111 code for a protein of 262 amino acids. Gene Ontology annotation, cellular component: membrane. The record is from RefSeq and is a predicted model, not a curated record. The transcript is spliced from 8 exons. Lineage: Eukaryota; Metazoa; Chordata; Actinopteri; Anabantiformes; Osphronemidae.
GUGUGUGUGAGCGUGUGUGUGUGAGGGUGUGUGCGUGUGUGUGAGCGUGUGUGUGUGUGUGCGUGUGUGUGAGCGUGUAUGUGUGUGUGUGUGUGUGUGUGUGUGUGUGUGUGUGUGUGUGUGUGUGUGUGUGUGUGUGUGAGCGUGUGUGAAUGGAGACAGUUUAAUGUUUACACACAAUGAGGAAGUGAACUCUGCUCUCUGCUGUUUUGCUGUUGAGAGUUGAGUAAAUGAGAAGUAAUGCCCACAACGUUAAACCCAAGGUUCUGCUGAACAGAACCAACCUGUGUUUCUGCUGCUGGUCCUCAUCGACUGAACAAAGAUGAAGCUGGAACUGGAGAUCCAGCUGCUGAAGUUCUGCUGUGCCGUGUUUAACUCCUUGUUCCUGGUUCUGGGUCUGUGUGUCGUUGGCUGUGCAGUGUGGAUCCUGUUUGACCAGGGAAGCUUCCUGCACCUCCUCUCCUCCGCGGAGCUGAGGACGGCGGCGCUGGUUCUGCUGCUGAUCGGUGCGGUGGUGACGGUCGUCAGCGUCGCUGGAUGCGUGGGAGCAGACAGAGAACAAAGGUUCCUGCUGCUGACGUACCUGGGCUUCCUCCUCAUCCUGGCUCUUGGCCAGGCGUUCGUCACUCUGGUGCUGCUCCUGAACAAGAACAAGAUUAAACAGAGUCUGGACGAAGCUGUGGAUCAGGCCGUCCACGGGUUUGGAGGCCGCCACCGGGCCGACGUGCUGAUGGACAACAUGCAGCACUACGGCCGGUGCUGUGGCCGGAUGGGGCCUGCUGAUUGGCUGCGCAACUCUUACAUCCAGAGCCUGAACCUGACCCGUCCAGACGUUCUGCCCUGUUCCUGCUUCGGGACCGUUGGGCCCGGCUUUAGCUCGGCGUGGUGCUCGGAGCUGCUGAACUUCACGGAGCCGCUUUUUGGAUCAGGAAACGGCCUCUUUGACCAGGGCUGUGAACAGAAGCUGAGUCGGUGGCUGCAGGACAGCGGCGCGACCGUCCUGGCGUUGGACGCCGGCCUCAUAGUGAUCCAGGCGAUCCAGUUUGUUGUCACCGUUCUCCUGUACCGUGCGUUCGGCACAAAGGCCCGUCCCCUGAAUGCGCCUGGUUAGCAGACAACAACACACCCACUCCACAUUCCUGCUCGUAUUUAUUACAUCAGCAUCGUUACAGCAGUUUAUCAGUUAACACAGAUCACGUGAACGGCUCGGGUGCCGGUGCCGGUCCAGCAGGAGGUGGACCCACAGUGACAGCAGCCAACAUGACAUCAGAUCCCUUUUAAUCUGACCACUCACUGAAAGCUGUAGUUGAAGAACGCGUCUAAUAAAACAGGAAGGUUUUCAUUUUC